Messenger RNA from Nilaparvata lugens (brown planthopper), 583 nucleotides. RefSeq lists its product as uncharacterized. The record is from RefSeq and is a predicted model, not a curated record. Bases 158 to 583 code for a protein of 141 amino acids. Lineage: Eukaryota; Metazoa; Arthropoda; Insecta; Hemiptera; Delphacidae. The transcript has 3 exons.
AUUUUGUGAAUAGCCUAAUAAAUUGUUGAAGAAAUAAGGCUACUGAAUUACUGGAUCAACGUACUUUUAUCGUAAAAGGAAAGCUGACAGUCAAUUAAACGGGUCUUUUUGAACGGGUCGUGGCAGUGAACGAGACCGAUUGACCCAAAUCAGUGAAAUGAUCCGAACUUCCAAUUUUACCAACUGUAGAUUGAUUUUAUAUGGCCUCCUCCUCUGGGGUGGAGCCACAGAUGUCGCCCGAAUCCUUCGUCUCCAGAAGAAGGCCCUGAGGAUUAUUUGUGGGGCUGGUAGAUUGGCCCACUGUCGCCCGCUCUUUAUCAAAGAGAGGAUCCUCACCGUCUUCUCCCUCUAUGUUCUUCAUACCCUUUGCAGAACACAUGCAAACGUGGGGUUGCUCGUAACCCGACAAAGCUUCCACCCGUAUGAGACUAGGGGUAGACUCAGGCUGAAUUUACCCUACCAGAGGCUGAGCAGAACCCGGACUGGUCUGGCCAAUAAUAUGUCCAUCAGCCUCUAUAAUAGGCUGCCUCUGUUGGCCAGGGAACCGCCUGCUGUGCGGUUUCGAGGGCGUAAUCUAACCUAA